GCCUCCUCCCUCUCGCGAGAUCGCUUCGACAAGAUGGCGGCGCGGCCGGGCCGCUGAGCGGAGCGGCCGGAGGGAGGGAGGUUGUCGGCUCCCCUGAGCCUGCUGGGUCCGGGCUGUUUCCGGUGGGGAUGCUGACGGGACGGGACUCGCCGCCGCGGCUCUGAGUGCCUCGUCCCCCCGCAGCGGCUCCGGCUCCCCCCGGCUGCGGCGAGUCCCCCCGGCGGGGCCCCCCCGUCCCCGGGGCCGCCGCUGGCGAUGACCGGAGAGAAGCUGCGCUCGCUGCGCAGGGACCACAAGCCCAGCAAGGAGGACGGGGACCUGCUGGAGCCUGGCGAGGAGGAGGCGGCGCCCGCGCCCGGAGGCGUCUUCACAGGGGGCCGUGGGGGCAGCGGCAAGGGCGGCCGCGCCGGGGGCCAUCGCAUCUUCAGCAACCACCACCACCGGCUGCAGCUGAAGGGGGCCCCGGCGGCCCCCGCCACCCCGGGGGGAGUCAGCCCCGCUGCGGAGGCCGACAAGUGCCCGGGCCACUUCCCGGUGCACGAGUGUGUCUUUAAGGGGGACGUGAGGCGGCUCUCGGCACUGAUCCGCACGCAGGGCAUCGGCCAGAAGGACAGUCACGGAAACACUCCGUUACAUCUUGCUGUGAUGUUGGGACAUAAAGAAUGUGCACACUUGCUUUUGGCCCACAAUGCUCCAGUAAAGGUGAAAAAUGCUCAGGGAUGGAGUCCUCUUGCAGAAGCCAUCAGCUAUGGAGACAGACAAAUGAUACACUUCUAUUUAGUUACAGCACUCCUAAGAAAGCUGAAGCAGCAGUCCAGGGAAAGUGUUGAAGAAAAGCGACCUCGAUUAUUAAAAGCCCUGAAAGAGCUAGGUGACUUCUAUUUAGAACUUCACUGGGAUUUUCAAAGUUGGGUGCCUUUACUUUCCCGAAUUCUGCCUUCCGAUGCAUGUAAAAUAUACAAACAAGGUAUAAAUAUCAGGCUUGACACAACUCUCAUAGACUUUACUGACAUGAAGUGCCAACGAGGGGAUUUAAGCUUCAUUUUCAAUGGUGAUGCAGCACCCUCUGAAUCAUUUGUAGUUUUAGACAACGAACAAAAAGUUUACCAGCGAAUACAUCAUGAGGAAUCUGAGAUGGAAACGGAGGAGGAAGUUGACAUUUUAAUGAGCAGUGAUAUUUAUUCAGCAACAUUAUCAACCAAAUCAAUUACCUUCACGCGUGCCCAAACAGGAUGGCUUUUCAGAGAAGACAAAACAGAAAGAGUAGGAAACUUCUUGGCAGACUUCUACUUGGUCAAUGGACUUGUUUUAGAAUCUAGGAAAAGAAGAGAACAUCUCAGUGAGGAAGAUAUUCUUCGAAAUAAGGCCAUAAUGGAAAGCCUGAGUAAAGGCGGUAACUUGAUGGAACAAAAUUUUGAGCCUGUCAGACGACAGUCCCUUACUCCACCUCCACCCAACACAAUUACAUGGGAAGAAUACAUAUCUGCUGAAAAUGGAAAAGCUCCUCACCUGGGUAGAGAGCUGGUCUGCAAAGAAAGCAAGAAAACAUUUAAAGCCACAAUAGCCAUGAGCCAGGAAUUUCCCUUGGGAAUUGAAUCAUUAUUGAAUGUUUUAGAAGUAAUUGCACCGUUCAAGCACUUUAACAAACUUAGAGAAUUUGUUCAGAUGAAGCUUCCACCAGGCUUUCCCGUAAAGCUAGACAUACCUGUGUUUCCCACCAUCACGGCCACUGUGACGUUUCAGGAGUUCCGCUAUGAUGAGUUUGAUGAAUCCAUCUUCACUAUUCCUGAUGACUAUAAGGAGGACCCCAGCCGUUUUCCUGAUCUCUAAUUUAACUGGAGAGUUAAUAACAAUACCAGCAUACCACAGUGAAAGCAAAUGAAUUCAAAUAGCCCACAGAUAUAGUUAUAGAAGUGGGUCAAAAUGGAAGGGAUAAACUUUUUUUUAAAUGAUCCAGAAGAAAAGGGAACACACGUAUGACUGAUGUACUGAAAUUCACUAUAAUGGGCAUCUAAUCUAGUAUCUGAAUUACAGCAAGUCUCCUGAUGUGUCAUUUACACUUUUAUACAUACAGUGCUGCGAGUGAGAUAGUUUGACACCUCAGUGGCUCUAAGGAUACUUUAACAGCUGUGAGGACUGUCAUUUGUUUAUAAAUUUUUUACAUUUGUUCUCGGUGAUACAAAAAGCACUCUUGGACCAUUGGCGCAAAAACUGAAAUGUCUUAGCUGGAUAUUAGCCCUUUAAACAUCCCACCUUACACAAGGUGACCUUAUAAUAUUCCUUCAAGCUGUUUUCAUGAAUUGUAAACUAUGUAACAUUAUGUAUAGUUCAGUAAUUUGAAUGUUAGUUGAACGUAUAUUAGAAGGAAUGCAUUUUCUGUAGAUGAAUGAACCAAAUGGUAACCAUUACACAAUUGCAUUUACACAUUGCAAUACACUUCAGAAAUAGCAUUCACUCUGCAGGGAAUAAGGUACCUCCUUUAGCACCUUAGUGCAAUCCAUUGUGGUGCUAUUCAUGUUUUUAUCUGAACUGUUAAUUUUUUCACUGCAAGUUGUUUACUAAUUUUCCUUUCAAAUAAUUUGCAAAUACACUCUUCCCCCCCACCCCGCUCACCUCCCUGCUAGUUUAAAAAUCCUUGCUGUGUUCAUGAUAUGGUGUUGAUUAGCAUGCUUGGAGAUUCUUUAUCUACCUAGAAAUUGCAUCACUUGCAUUAUUUUACUCUUGAUUAGGAGAUUUGCUCCAUACUAGCUGCACAUCAAUCAGGCUAUGAUAUGGAGCAGCACACUGGAACAUAUUGGAUGCAUCAAGACACAAUCUCAGACAUUAGAGAGGUUAAGUGAAAUAAAACUUAUACUUUGAAAACCUAGUGUAAUUGUAGGGCACAUUUAGUAGGACUCACAAUGGAAAAAUUAAAAAUGUGCACUUUUCCAAUA
Messenger RNA from Gopherus flavomarginatus (Mexican gopher tortoise), 2933 nucleotides. RefSeq names its product ankyrin repeat domain 13C (gene ANKRD13C). The transcript is spliced from 13 exons. The record is from RefSeq and is a predicted model, not a curated record. The coding region runs from base 256 to 1830 and encodes 524 amino acids. Gene Ontology annotation, molecular function: protein binding. Lineage: Eukaryota; Metazoa; Chordata; Testudines; Testudinidae. Gene Ontology annotation, cellular component: cytoplasm.